Molecule: messenger RNA, 3659 nt
Organism: Boleophthalmus pectinirostris (great blue-spotted mudskipper)
Lineage: Eukaryota; Metazoa; Chordata; Actinopteri; Gobiiformes; Gobiidae
Gene: wdr31
Product: WD repeat domain 31
Exons: 11
Coding region: 364-1464 (366 amino acids)
Molecular function (GO): protein binding
Source: RefSeq, a predicted model, not a curated record
UAGACAUAAAGCCUGUUUACGUCCAUGCGUGGCGCCAAUCACUGCACAUUCUACGUUCUCUCUCUCACACACACACAUACACACACACACACAUCUUAUCAAAACCAGGACGAAACCAGGUCUAGAAGGGGACCAAAUCAACAGGUCUGCAGCAGGAUAAACCUCAGGAUCAAACCAGGACAAGGCAGCUUUGAUUUCAGCUGCGCCCAUUUCGAUGUGUCAACUUUGCUUCAGUGGAGUUUCAUAUUACCAACACACUCUCUGUAGCCACAGCUGCCCCGGGGUAGACGGACGGAACCAAGGCUGCCAAGCUGUGCCACCACCGAACAACACCCACACAAAGAGAAGGCUCCUAAAGAGGACAUGGGGAAACUCCAGAGCAAGUUCCGCAAGAGGUCGACUCUCUACAGGUCGUCCGAGGGUCAGAAGGACGACAGUGCCUUGGACAGUCAGGUGCUUCAGUAUGAACCUGCUCAUCAGGGCUCCAUCAACUCUGUGGUGAGCCUGAGCCCGGAGGCGUGUGUGUCCGGAGGAAGUGACCAGGCUGUGGUGGUGUACGACUGGACCCAGGGCCGCAUGUGUCAGUCCCUCCAGGGCCACACUCGGGAGGUCACCAAGGUGCUGUGUUACCCUGGCACCACGUGGAUCUUCAGUGCUUCUCGGGAUAAGACGGUUUUCAUGUGGGACCUGAACCAGGGAUAUGAGCCCAUCCAGGAGUUCUGUGGACAUGAGCUGGUGGUCAACGGCAUCGCUGUCAGCCCUGAUGGGAGGAAACUGUGCAGUGGUUCCCGUGACAACUGGAUGUGUUUGUGGGACAUCGAAUCUGCCAAAUGUGAACAGCGCCACAACAUCUCCAGAAACCUGGUGACUCACGUGUGCUGGGUGCCCGGCAGCUCCACUAUAGCCCAGACCUCUGAGGACAAGACCAUCAGGAUCUGGGACAGCCGGGCCUGGCAGGUGACCCACACGUUUCCGGCCAAACAGUACAUCCAGACUCAUUGUGACGUGUCUGCCAACGGCCACUACCUGGUGUCCAGCAGCAACGGCUUCGGGGGACAGGGCUGUGAGGCCACGCUGUGGGACCUGCGUCAGCCCGGCUGUAAAGUGGUGGAGUACAGGGGCCACCUCCAGACCACCGCCUGCUGCGUGUUCCUCCCCUCCACCACCGGGGGGAGCUCUCUGGUGGCCACGUCCUCUCACGACAGCUCCGUCAAGAUCUGGGACCAGAACACUGCAGCCUGUCUGGGGACCCUCUCUCUGGACGGAGCGGGUCCUCUCGUGUCCCUGGCGCCCAGUGACCCAGUCAAUCUGAUCUGUGCCAGCUUCAACUCAGGUCUGCACCACCUCCAGCUGUGCCACGGCUCGCCCCAGGGCCAGAGCCAGCCCCAUGCCCACGGGGGAGCGGGCUCCGGGGGCUCGGGGGGCUCGGGGGGAGUGGACAUCAGAGUGGUCGCUCGGUUUUAACUCUUUGCGCCACGACAUCCAACAGCACGGGACGAAGAGGUGGCAAUAAAAGAGGCAUCUGUGAAAUUGUGCAAGAAUCUACAAGUUUACCUGAAAUAAUCUUUUAUUUCACUUUGAGAAGCUUUGACUUGUUGAGUAAAACUAAUAGGUCUAUAUAAAACUAAUACUAAUACUGUAUAUAAUAUAGUGUUUCCCAUUAACAGAGGAGACGAUGGUGACUCUCCACAGUCUAAUCAAGUGUUGGACUUUCAGAUUUUAAAAGAAGACGAAUAAUAUUUGGAUAAAAUGUUCUUUGUGGUAAAAUCUACACCCUUACGAAAGUUUUGGAGGAUUUUGGACAUACUGUAUUUUGCGCACUAGAGGGCGCUCUGGAUUAUAAGGCGCACUGUCAUUGAAUGGUCUAUUUUUGAACUUUUUUCACAAAUAAAUCGCACCGGACUAUAAGGCGCAUUAAACGAAACACAACAGUUUGAUAAGUCAGUCAAACUUUAUUUAACGCGUUCACAAUAACUCUCAACUUUUGUACAACAAAUGUAAUGCGUAAAAAAAUUCUGUCUGAGACGCUAAAUUGUUAAGUAUUCACAAUAACUCAUAAUAGUUCAAACAGUUGGGUGAUUACAGCGUCCAGCUCGCCCACAUCCCUCUCGUCAUUAUCCGAGUCAGUGUGGUUACUGUUCCCUGGCAGUUCAGUGAUGAUUCUGCUCGGACCACAGUUGAUACUGAUCCUUAGCCCGGGCGUCCACGAUCCGUUGGCAGAUCGUGGUGUAAGUCGCUCGGCGCUGUCUCUCUGUCUUGGUGAAUGUGUGUUCUCCUUCUCUCAUCCACUGCUCCCACACAGCUAAACGCACUUUCACUUUAUAACAGCCUUGAGUUUAAAGUGGGGCUUGUGAGUGUGUCUCUUGACAGGUGCAUUUUGAUAUUAAAAGGAAUCACAGUCUGUAUUACUCCUGAUGCUCCUGAAUACGGGAGCCGUAAUGCUGCAAAUGGUGCGGCUUUGUAGUUUACUAAAGUCGUACUAAGACACCCCAAUAAAUUCAUAUAUAAGUUAUAUAAGUUAUAAGAAAUUAAAGGCUUUUAAGUGCGUCCUAUAGUGCGGAAAAUACGGCAAACCAAUUUACUAGAGCUGUAAUGAUAUCCAAGUCUCUGUAUGAAACUCACGGUAUCAUAUUUAUUGCGAUAUCGUGGGAAAGCUCACAAUAUGUUAGUGAAGCUCACGAUUAGGAAUGUAACAAUACCCAAAUCUCUCGUACGAUAUUUUCACGAUAUACUUUUUACGGUACGAUAUUUAUUGUGAUAUUUUGUGGAGCUAAUAAAACUGUUAAUAUGUGACUUUUUCCUCUUAAAAUGCCUUGACAAGACUUAAUCCAAAGAACUAAGACUUAAAAGUGUUAGAACUGUUAUUUCUUCUUGUAGUCUGUACUGAAAUGGAGCAAAGGAUCAUGGUCUAUGUAGUUCUCUGUAGUUUUUUUUAAGGCUAAUGCUGCACCAUAACUCUUAAUUUAAGCAAAGAGACUUGUAAUUCGAUAUAUUGUGAUGGUCCACGAUAUUAUUGUGAGAACUUUGACGAUACGAUAUCACGGUAUUUCGGUUAUUGUUACAUCCCUACAAUUUACAGAUAUCUGUGGAGAGGCAAGCUGCUUAGAGCAAUAAAAACAGCCUUAACUUACUGUGAAACAUUCCAAGCAAACCUUAAACAUCUCCUUUCAUAGCACAUCUUAAUACGAUUUUCCUAUUGAUUAACUUUAAAUAUGUCUGAAGAUAAAUCAAAGUUCACAAAACGUCUGUCAAAUCAAAGCUUCUCAAAUCCAGAUAAAAUAUUAUGAACUCACGUAAUUAUUAUUAUUUUUUUUUUAACUAAUUACUGAACUGCUCUGGUGGAUGACUGAAGAGUUUGACUUUUUUCCUCACACGAAACCGUCACUGCCAUUGCACAUAGAGCAGCUGAAUGUAGGAGCCUGUAACUGUGAGGAGCACCUGCACCUGUGGAAAACACUCACUGGAGACGGGUUUAAAACUGUAGAAUCAUUUAAGCAGCACUUUGUCAACUCAUUGUUUUACUGAGAAUGUAGUUUACAACAUUUCACCCAAAGUUCAGUAGUUUAAUCCUAGAACAUUUGUAGAUGUUUUUCAUAGAAUUUACUAAUUUUGUACUUUUGGGCAUGCUGGUUUGAAGACACUAUGCAAUAAAAUGACCA